GCGCAGUGUGGGGGCGAGAGGGUGACGAUGGCCGCGGGACGGCUAGCUUCUCUCUGGCGGGGCUUGGCGGCCUCCCUGAAGGUCCCGGUAACGUUGAACGCCUCGCUGACCCCCGCCGCCAGCCCGGGGUUUACUCUCAGUUUGUUAAACAAGAAUACAGCCAACAUCACACCCCUCCACCAAUAUAAAUUAAUUCAUACCACUUUGUCAAGGAAAGGACUAGAAGAAUUUUUUGAUGACCCAAAAAACUGGGGAGAAGAAACAGUCAAAUCAGGUGCUGCGUGGACCUGUGAACAGUUGAGGUACAAGAGUAACGAAGAUUUACAUAAACUUUGGUACGUCCUACUGAAAGAAAGAAAUAUGCUUCUCACUUUAGAGCAGGAGGCCAAAAGACAGAGAUUGCCAAUGCCGAGUCCGGAGCGAUUAGACAAGGUGUCAGAGUCUAUGGAUGCUUUGGAUAAAGUUAUUCAGGAAAGAGAUGAUGCUUUGAGACUUCUUCAGACAGGUCAAGAAAGGCCAAGACCAGGUGCUUGGAGAAAAGACAUUUUUGGACGGAUCAUCUGGCACAAGUACAAGCAGUGGCCAAUACCUUGGUACCUAAACAGAAGAUACAACAGGAAAAAGUUCUAUUCGAUGCCUUAUGUGGAACAGUUUGUCAGACUGAGGCUUGAGAAGUACUUACGUGGUGAAGCCAAGAAGAAGAAUUUGCAGAAGAAGAAAGAGAAAAUGCUUCGAAGUAAAUUUCCACACAUGUCUGUGGAAGCCCAAAAUUGAAAUCUAACCAAGGAUACAGUGGACUCCUUUUCUUUUCCUACUACUAUUUCACCUCAGUAAAAUUGAACUUUUCACUUAA
This is a messenger RNA of Vombatus ursinus (common wombat), 853 nucleotides long. It is a transcript of the gene MRPL47, whose product is annotated as mitochondrial ribosomal protein L47. The record is from RefSeq and is a predicted model, not a curated record. Gene Ontology annotation, cellular component: mitochondrial large ribosomal subunit; mitochondrial ribosome. Gene Ontology annotation, molecular function: structural constituent of ribosome. Gene Ontology annotation, biological process: mitochondrial translation. The coding region runs from base 28 to 774 and encodes 248 amino acids. The transcript is spliced from 7 exons. NCBI's taxonomy places the organism in Eukaryota, Metazoa, Chordata, Mammalia, Diprotodontia, Vombatidae.